CGAUGAACAAACACCAUAGCUGACGUCGCUGCACUCAUCUCCCUCUUCCAUCCUUAGCGACCAUAAGUCGCGUCCUGACAUGGAUGUCCUUUCUCCUCGUCCCGUCAAUCUCCCUAUGCAGCCACCACCACUGCCAAAGGCUAUGAAGAAGCCUCGACCCGAACUGAAAGCAAGACCUGAGGAGAAACCUUCGAAUCCAGAUCGAAUCGACGACAAAUGGCGACCACCUGCGAGCAUCACAGAGCCUGGGUCAUCACCUGAGACGUACUCAAUGGGCAGAAAACUAGGGAAAGGAGGUUUCGCAGUAUGUUUCGAGGGUAGGUCGAAGCGGACGGCAGAGAUAUUCGCUCUCAAGGUAGUCAAGGCAAAAGUCGAGCAGAAAAAAAUGCUGGAAAAGUUCCGUACAGAACUCCAGAUACAUGCGAAGAUGCACCACCCGAACAUCGUUGAAUUCUUGAGGGCCUUUACCAUUGAGGACUACACCUAUGUUGUGCUCCAGCUCUGUCCCCAUGGCAGUCUCACCGAGAUGGUCAAAGCUCGAAGUUGCCUCAGUCUUCCAGAAGUUCGAAGAUUCAUGAUCCAGAUCUGUGGAGGAGUCAAGUAUAUGCACAAACGUUCUGUCAUCCAUCGGGACCUCAAAAUGGGAAACAUUUUCUUGGACGCACACAUGAACAUCAAAAUCGGAGAUUUUGGCCUUGCCGCUGUUAUGGCAGAUGAACAGGACAGAAGAACGACUCUUUGUGGUACGCCAAAUUACAUUGCGCCAGAAAUUUUGAGCAAGUCUGGCAACCGAGGUCAUGACAACAAAGUCGACACUUGGGCAGUAGGUGUGAUCUGCUACGCCAUGCUCAUGGGCACCCCUCCAUUUCAGUCAAAGACACAGCAAGAGAUCUACAGCAAGCUUCGAGGAUUAGAAUACGAGUGGAGGGUAGACAGCAAGAACUAUAUUCCACAUCAAGCCAAGGACUUUGUCGCGUCUUGCCUAAACCUCAAUUCCGCCGAAAGACCUGAAAUGGAUGACCUUGUCCAGCACGAUUUUUUCACUAUGGGCGCAAUUGCUGAGGAGCUCGAUCCGAUCUGCCUCAAAACGACACCGACAUGGUUAGCAAACGCCGAUCCACGAGGUGACAGAGUACGGUCUGGCUACGGGAUGAGCCUUGGUAAGCUGUGUCGGGAAUGUGGUGUUGGACUUGGCUCCGAUGGUCGACUUCGUCCUGGUGUUGGUGUUGGUGCUGGCAUAUCCGCUUUGUUGGAAAUCGAAGCAGAGAACCGAGAAGGAUGUGCGCCCGUAAUUCCUUUACCUGCGGGAGUCCUUUACAAGCAGUUUUCAGACGCACAUGCCGAGUGGACAGCACGCCAAAAGCACCCCCUAAUGACGAAUCGAGUCCGCAGUCGCAAGCCAAUUGCCGACAAGAUAGAAACCCUUACUUCGACUGGAGAGACCGCGGCCAUUCCGGGAUCGAUGUACCGAGCUACUUCGGUAUCAGUGUCGUCGACAGCUCGGCCAGUCCAGAGCUUUGCGGCCCAACAGCGACAACAGGCACUGCCUUCAGCGGCGCCUCGAAACAACUUGGCUGAACUUCCUAAAAGUAAAGUGUCUGAGGUUACGGAGCAACCAAAUCAAGCCCUGUUGAGAGAGCGGCCGUUGAGAGCAGCUACAAUUCGUUCAACAAGGAGCACCACAUUACGUGAAACAGUUUCUCACACGUCGAAGACACUUCCCAGAUCGGCGACUGUACCCGACGCAAUUGAUGGCCUUGCGAAACAGAUCGAAGCCGGCAUUGAGAAAGCAGAGCCGCGCAGAGUCAAGAGUGGAAUGGCUCUCAACAGACCGCCUGUUGAACAGAAAAUCGUUAGGAAAACGUCACGUGCCAUGGUACAAGUAGUAAACGCAACAGUCCGUCCGGAUUCAUCGUCCUCGAGUUCUUCAGGUUCACUCGGUGACCUUCCCAUUCGUGCCCUACAACCGAUCACUGCAAACGAUCGAGAUAGGUCGGUUGCCGCCACCGAAAGCCUGCAACCUUGCAACAGGGCACUCGAAAAACCUGCCUGCCAGCCUCGUGCUGCAUCCCCUCCUAGGAAAGUUCUUCCCAAACAUCAACCGAGGAUCAUUGAACAAGGCGAGGCUACCAAUUCUGUCCCACGUUCGUCGGCCUUUGCUGUCCUCGACUCGCUCAAGGGCAUGCAUAGAGCUUUAGAUGCCCGAAAACUUGACGAGGCCGGUCGUCGUCCGCAACCAACCUAUGGCACACGAAAGGAACGGGAGGAAUCGAAAUAUCCCCGAGUCGAAAAGUGGGUAGACUAUUCAACUCGGCAUGGCAUAGCAUACAUCCUCUCCGAUGCAACUGUCGGCAUGGUUCUGAAGUCUUCCGAAGACAAUGACAUGCCAAGUAGCUGUGUUGUCAUGCGUAAUGCAAGCCGACAUACACUAAAGCGAGCGAAAGGCCUGGAAUACCAAUUUGUGCCUCAAGGUCGCGAUGCGCAUGAUGUGGAGUUCUAUGAGCAAAGUGACUACAAAGUCGAUAUGAAGCGUGUGGACAUACCAGCUCAACAUUUCUGGCUCGACUUGGAAAAGUACCAAGGCCAAGUUCCGGCUGCCAAUGCCAUACAAGCCAAUUUGGUCGGAAGCGAGGCCGAACGUAUGAAAGAGGUGGGCUUACUGGACAAGUUUGGCAAAUACAUGAACAAGCAGAUGGGAGGCACCGAUUCAACGGAGCGUAAAGCCGAUGGCAAAAGCAAACAUUUUGUCCACUUUUACCAGCGAGUAGGGAAUGUUGGAGUCUGGAGGUUCGCAGACGGAGCAUUGCAAUUCAACUUUCCCGAUCACACAAAGUUGCUCCUUCGUUCCGAAGAGUCAGGAAAGGAGGACCUGCGAUGCCACGUUGAUUGUGUUUAUUUGGUGCCGACUGACGCCAUCAGUCUAGCUCAUCACGGAAUCAUCACAGUGGAGGCAAUGGAGCGGCGAGGAACUACCAGCUUUCCAUUGGAAGACAUCAUGACGGAUGUUUUGCGUCGCUCAGAGACGGAGAUCAUUCGCACCAACGAAAUCAAAGAGAAGCUGAGUUGGAUUCGGGCUGUUAUCGGUUGUUGGAUUCGGGAGGGUGGAUUGGGCAAGAUGGGUGAAGAAAAGCUUGGUUGGAGUGGUCUGCAAGAGAGAAGAGAUGAUAAGCGAACGAAGCUGCAAUGGGCGACAGUGGGAAGAUUCGGUGGUGACGGCGAGGGCAAAGGUGUCUCGAAGCAGCCAUAAUGUAGAGAGACGAUGUUUGAGAGUUCGAUUCAUCUUUUUCAGCGAGGGUGUUGAAGGGCGUUUGGUAUGACGUGGGUCAAAUACAGGAGGCAUGAGUAUGAUGAGUUAUGAGGUAUUCAUUGGC
Messenger RNA from Exophiala oligosperma, 3371 nucleotides. RefSeq lists its product as uncharacterized. Gene Ontology annotation, cellular component: centrosome; spindle pole; nucleus. Lineage: Eukaryota; Fungi; Ascomycota; Eurotiomycetes; Chaetothyriales; Herpotrichiellaceae. Gene Ontology annotation, biological process: regulation of protein localization to mitotic spindle pole body; protein phosphorylation; mitotic cell cycle. The transcript has a single exon. The record is from RefSeq and is a predicted model, not a curated record. Bases 80 to 3247 code for a protein of 1055 amino acids. Gene Ontology annotation, molecular function: protein binding; protein kinase activity; ATP binding.